CCGUCCGUCCGGCUCCCUUUCGGCACCAUGAGCCGCAGGUUCACCGUCACCUCGCUGCCCCGCGCGGGGCCUGUGGAGACCCCCGACCCAAAGGCCCACCGGCAUUCGGCGGCGGACCUCCGCCACCUGGCCGGGGAAGACGCCAAAGGUGAUGGCAACCCAAAAGAGAGCAGUCCCUUCAUCAACAGCACGGAUGCCGAGAAGGGGAAGGAGUAUGAUGGCAAGAACAUGGCCCUGUUUGAGGAAGAGAUGGACACCAGCCCCAUGGUGUCCUCCUUGCUCAGUGGCCUGGCCAACUACACCAACCUGCCCCAGGGGAGUCGGGAGCACGAAGAGGCAGAAAACAACGAGGGUGGCAAAAAGAAGCCAGUGCAGGCCCCACGCAUGGGCACCUUUAUGGGCGUGUACUUGCCAUGUCUGCAGAACAUUUUUGGGGUGAUUCUCUUCCUACGGCUCACAUGGGUGGUGGGCAUCGCCGGCAUCAUGGAGUCUUUCUGCAUGGUCUUCAUCUGCUGCUCCUGUACGAUGCUCACAGCCAUCUCCAUGAGUGCCAUCGCCACCAAUGGCGUGGUGCCCGCUGGCGGCUCUUACUACAUGAUUUCCAGGUCCCUGGGACCAGAGUUUGGGGGUGCCGUGGGCCUCUGCUUCUACCUGGGCACUACCUUUGCUGGGGCCAUGUACAUCUUGGGCACCAUUGAAAUCCUGCUGGCUUACCUCUUCCCGGCCAUGGCCAUCUUUAAAGCAGAAGAUGCAAGUGGAGAGGCAGCAGCCAUGUUGAACAACAUGCGUGUGUAUGGUACCUGCGUGCUCACCUGCAUGGCCACUGUGGUCUUUGUGGGUGUCAAGUAUGUGAACAAGUUUGCCCUUGUCUUCUUGGGUUGUGUCAUCCUCUCCAUCCUGGCCAUCUAUGCCGGUGUCAUCAAGUCGGCCUUCGAUCCGCCCAACUUCCCGAUCUGCCUCCUGGGGAACCGCACGCUAUCUCGCCAUGGCUUUGAUGUCUGUGCCAAGUUGGCUUGGGAAGGAAAUGAGACAGUGACCACAAGCCUCUGGGGCCUGUUCUGCUCCUCCCGCUUCCUCAAUGCCACCUGUGAUGAGUACUUCACUCGAAACAAUGUCACAGAGAUCCAGGGCAUCCCUGGAGCUGCCAGUGGCCUCAUCAAAGAGAACCUGUGGAGUUCGUAUCUGACUAAGGGGGUGAUUGUGGAGAGACGGGGGAUGCCCUCUGUGGAACUGGUAGACGCUGCCCCUGUGGACAUGGACCACCCCUAUGUCUUCAGCGAUAUGACCUCCUACUUCACGCUUUUGGUUGGCAUCUACUUCCCUUCUGUCACAGGCAUCAUGGCUGGUUCUAACCGCUCUGGGGAUCUGCGGGACGCCCAGAAGUCCAUUCCCACAGGCACUAUCCUGGCCAUUGCCACCACCUCUGCUGUCUACAUCAGCUCCGUGGUUCUCUUUGGGGCCUGCAUUGAGGGCGUUGUCUUGCGGGACAAGUUCGGCGAAGCUGUGAAUGGCAACUUGGUGGUGGGCACACUGGCCUGGCCAUCUCCUUGGGUCAUUGUCAUCGGCUCCUUCUUCUCCACCUGUGGGGCAGGGCUCCAGAGUCUCACGGGGGCACCACGCCUGUUGCAAGCCAUCUCCCGAGAUGGCAUAGUGCCCUUCCUGCAGGUCUUUGGCCAUGGCAAAGCCAAUGGAGAGCCAACGUGGGCUUUGCUGCUGACGGCCUGUAUCUGUGAGAUUGGUAUCCUCAUUGCAUCCCUGGACGAAGUGGCCCCUAUCCUCUCCAUGUUUUUCCUGAUGUGCUACAUGUUUGUGAACCUGGCCUGUGCCGUGCAGACUCUGCUGAGGACACCCAACUGGAGACCCCGCUUCCGUUAUUAUCACUGGACACUCUCCUUCCUGGGCAUGAGCCUGUGCCUGGCCCUCAUGUUCAUCUGCUCCUGGUACUACGCACUGGUGGCCAUGCUCAUCGCUGGCCUCAUCUACAAGUACAUCGAGUACCGAGGGGCAGAGAAGGAGUGGGGUGAUGGCAUCCGAGGUCUUUCUCUCAGCGCUGCCCGCUAUGCCCUCUUACGUCUGGAGGAGGGGCCUCCGCACACCAAGAACUGGAGACCACAGCUGCUGGUGCUGGUGCGUGUGGACCAAGAUCAGAAUGUGGUACACCCGCAGCUGCUCUCACUGACCUCUCAGCUCAAGGCAGGGAAGGGACUAACCAUCGUCGGCUCUGUCCUUGAGGGCACCUUCCUGGACAACCAUCCCCAGGCCCAGCGGGCAGAGGAGUCCAUCCGGCGCCUAAUGGAGGCAGAGAAGGUGAAAGGCUUCUGCCAGGUGGUGAUUUCCUCCAAUCUGCGUGAUGGUGUGUCCCACCUGAUUCAGUCUGGGGGCCUUGGGGGGCUGCAGCACAAUACUGUGCUCGUUGGCUGGCCCCGAAACUGGCGGCAGAAGGAGGAUCAUCAGACGUGGAGGAACUUCAUCGAGCUGGUCCGCGAAACCACAGCUGGUCACCUGGCCCUGCUAGUUACCAAGAACGCAUCCAUGUUUCCUGGGAACCCGGAGCGCUUCUCUGAAGGCAGCAUCGAUGUCUGGUGGAUCGUGCAUGAUGGCGGGAUGCUCAUGUUGCUGCCUUUCCUGCUGCGGCAGCACAAGGUCUGGCGGAAGUGCAAGAUGCGCAUCUUCACGGUGGCGCAGAUGGAUGACAACAGCAUCCAGAUGAAGAAGGACCUGACCACAUUUCUGUACCAUCUACGGAUCACUGCGGAGGUGGAGGUGGUGGAGAUGCAUGAGAGUGACAUCUCGGCUUACACCUACGAAAAGACAUUGGUGAUGGAGCAGCGUUCCCAGAUUCUCAAGCAGAUGCACCUCACCAAGAACGAGCGGGAGCGGGAGAUCCAGAGCAUCACAGAUGAGUCUCGUGGCUCAAUCCGGAGGAAGAACCCAGCCAAUACUCGGCUCCGCCUCAAUGUUCCAGAGGAGACAGCUGCUGACAGCGAGGAGAAGCCUGAGGAAGAGGUGCAGCUGAUCCAUGACCAGAGUGCCCCCAGCUGUCCCAGCAGCUCCCCAUCUCCUGGGGAGGAGCCUGAGGGGGAAGGGGCGGCGGAUCCCGAGAAGGUGCAUCUCACCUGGACCAAGGACAAGACGGUGGCAGAGAAGAAUAAAGGCCCCAGUCCCGUCUCGUCCGAGGGCAUUAAGGACUUCUUCAGCAUGAAGCCGGAGUGGGAAAACCUGAACCAGUCUAAUGUGCGUCGCAUGCACACAGCGGUGCGGCUGAACGAGGUCAUCGUGAAGAAAUCCCGGGACGCCAAACUUGUUUUACUCAACAUGCCCGGGCCUCCUCGCAACCGCAACGGCGACGAAAACUACAUGGAGUUCCUCGAGGUCCUCACCGAGCACCUGGACCGAGUGAUGCUGGUCCGCGGCGGCGGCCGCGAGGUCAUCACCAUCUACUCCUGAGAGCCAGGACCUGCCACCCGGGCCGAGCUCGCCAGGCCGGCGGCCCCGGAGCCCGCGCCGCGCCUCUCCCCCGCCGCUGUCACGGUUUACAGACCCCCGCACCCGCGCCCUUCCCCACCCACCCCUGCCCGCUGCCUGCAGCCCGGAGGCGGACUCGGAGACGACAGUGUGUGCGCCCCGGCAGCGCUGCCCCCUUUUUUAAGACCCCAUCUCGUCCCCGCCCGCCGGAGGAGGAGACGCUGCAAUAAAGGCCGAGGAGGAGGACCAAGGCCUCUGGCUUCUCCAAUUCCAGUCCUAAGGCGCUUCUGCCCCGCCAGCCCAGAGGAGGCGCCCACUUCUGUAUCCCCAGAAGGCGCUAUGGCGGAUUCACUCACCCCCACAGCCCCCAACGGGGCACAUCACUAAAGGGGACUGGCACUGCAUGCUCGUUCCACCAGCGCCCUCUCGGGCUGGCUAAGGUGCCUCCAGCCCUAGGGCCCGACUUCUUCGCACCUAGUUGACACCCUACCCCCCCUUCCCAGAGCUGUUGCCACUGGGAACUCCUGAUUUCACCACUUACACUUCCUUUGAGCCCAAAGUAGAGCUAGCUGGAGCUGGUGCCGUCUAGACUUGGUCAGGUCUGGCCAAAGAUCGAGCCUUCGGAAGGCUGGAUCCAUUCUUCCUAGGAGCAAAUGGUAAUGUUGGAAAUUUCAGACACCAGUGCACCCCUCCCCAACGUGACAGCCCCAGGGAGGAACGGAGGCUUUAGCACCCCCGGGGGCGACGGGCACUCCAUCCCCCAAGCGUAACUGGUGUGUAGGAAGGGCAGGGGGCUGUCAGCGCCAAUUAGGGAACCAAAGUUGCACUUUCUGGGCCUGGACCGCCUGUGGUUGGCAAGAGCGAAGUUUCCGUUGAUGGAAACUACUAUCCCACACAAACACCCAAGUUUUCUGUGCUACAUGUGCAAUAUUUGUUAUGAAUGUUCUCACGAGUCAUCCAUCCAGAUUAUCUUUAUGACCAUUGUAGCUGGAUGUUUCAUGUCCAUUCAAGUGACUUUAAUUCCGAGUGCAAUAUUUCAAUAGCUUUGUAGUGAUAACUAGUGUUGCUUUUGUUUUAGACGAUCUAUGUGCAGGGCAAUGCAAUGAAGUUGAAAACCCUUGUAAAUAGGAGAGGUUGCAAAAAUCAAGAGUAUUUAUUACUAUUAUUAGGCCUGCCUUUAAUUUCCAGUGUAAGUGUUUCGGUAUUCCGCAUUCUGCCUCAGUAUUGAUCUUGUGUUCUUUGUGCCAAUAUGAAAAGGAGAGGGUUGGUUCUUUCCUUUAUUGUUGAAUGCUCCCAUUUAAUGCUUUACAGCUUUUACUGUAUUUUUUAGACUCCCGUCUGCACAAAAUGCAAUAAAAAUAAUUUUAUUAUACCCUU
This is a messenger RNA of Suncus etruscus (white-toothed pygmy shrew), 4842 nucleotides long. It is a transcript of the gene SLC12A5, whose product is annotated as solute carrier family 12 member 5. The record is from RefSeq and is a predicted model, not a curated record. The transcript is spliced from 27 exons. Lineage: Eukaryota; Metazoa; Chordata; Mammalia; Eulipotyphla; Soricidae. Gene Ontology annotation, molecular function: potassium:chloride symporter activity. The coding region runs from base 28 to 3447 and encodes 1139 amino acids. Gene Ontology annotation, cellular component: membrane. Gene Ontology annotation, biological process: chloride ion homeostasis; chemical synaptic transmission; chloride transmembrane transport.